This is a messenger RNA of Halteromyces radiatus, 1205 nucleotides long. Its product is annotated as HAD-like domain-containing protein. NCBI's taxonomy places the organism in Eukaryota, Fungi, Mucoromycota, Mucoromycetes, Mucorales, Cunninghamellaceae. The coding region runs from base 52 to 1137 and encodes 361 amino acids. The record is from RefSeq and is a predicted model, not a curated record. The transcript has a single exon. Gene Ontology annotation, molecular function: phosphatase activity.
UUUCUCUCUCUCUUUAUCUUUUGUCUGGAUCUUUCUUUUUCUCUUGAGAAAAUGAAGAUUCUUCAGUCUUUUUCUGAACUUUAUGCCAAUGGAGAACAAUACGAUACUAUAGCUUGUGAUAUAUAUGGGGUUCUUCAUGAUGGAUAUGAACCUUAUCCUUAUACUAUGGAAACACUCAAAGAACUUCAACAAAGAAAGCAAGACGUGGUACUCUUAUCCAACUCUAGUCGAAUGUAUUCUGCUUUAAGUCAACAACUGAUAGACAAAUUCAACAUUACACCUCAGGCUUACAAUGAUAUAUUAUCCAGUGGUAAAUUGACUCGAUUGUUUUUACAAGAUUGUCAAAUGUAUACAACAACCAAACAGGAUAUUGUUUCUUGUUUUGCGACAGUGGGUGGAAACGCUAGCAUAAGCAACAGUAAUAUAAAUCAUCAGUCAACAAUAGCAACAACAAUGACAGCAGCAGGGUUUUGUCAACAAUAUCAACUUGCACUGAAACAGGAGGAUACCAAGAUCCGGUUCUUUAUUGCAGGCGAUGUCGACUAUCUUGAACCUCUUUACCGAGACCUGACAGUGUUUGAAGCGACGGAUGAUUGGUAUUCUAUGGAAUUUGUAUUAGUGGGAUCGAUUCAACGGCUUUAUGGUGAUGAUGAAGUGAAUCCAUUUGAUGAAGAAAGUGUACAACAGCAUUAUAAACCCUUCUUUGAUAUAUGUUUGAAAAGAGGAAUUCCUUUUAUAUGCACUAAUCCUGACGUACUUGCUCCUCAUGGUGUGAAUCAAGAUGGUUCUCAACGUUUAUUACUUUGUCCUGGUUACAUUGGUCAAUUAUAUGAAUCUAUGGGAGGCACUGUGUUGUAUUUUGGAAAACCAUUCAGUAGUAUCUACAAGUAUUUACAAAACAAACAGAAUAAUCAAAGUGGUGGUCGCAUUCUAUGUAUUGGGGACAAUGUAGCCACUGAUGUACUUGGAGCAAAUGAUGCUGAUUUAGAUGUAGUGCUUAUCUUGGGUGGUGUUCAUGCAUCAACUUUAUUAUCAACCAAAAAUGAUACAGAAUUAUUAUCUCAGGUACGUGAUCUUUGUCAACAAGCUGGUACUCGUGAACCUACAUAUGUGAUGCCUUACCUUCGAUAUCAAUAGAUAGAUAGAUAGAAUAGAUAGAUUUUUGUUACUGUAGAAAUAAAGAAAUAAAAAAAAAAAAAGAAAAA